Messenger RNA from Cooperia oncophora, 324 nucleotides. The record is from the annotation of a GenBank genome assembly. NCBI's taxonomy places the organism in Eukaryota, Metazoa, Nematoda, Chromadorea, Rhabditida, Trichostrongylidae.
AUGAUGCGUGCUUGCUCUGUCUUCAUUCUUUACAUUUUAUCGCAAGCAGAAGAACACGCAGCCUCGAAGAAACGAAAAACAGUAAAUGUGGAAGAUGUGAUGUUUGUCUUGAAAGCAAGCGAACUAGACACAAUUCAUGACGCCUUGAGCAGUGCAUUCGAGGCAUACAAGGCUUCGCGGCCGGCCAAGAUCACCAAAACGAAAGGCUGUCGGCGAGAUGAACGACCUCAUGCUCCUAAUCCAAUGGAACGUGUUAAGGAUAUCGAGAUUUUAAAGCGGGGGUCUGAUGGAGCAGAUAUCGAAGACAUCAUUAUCAAUCAGUAG